UUUAUGCAUCUUAACUUAUUUGACUACUGUCAGUUCUUAAGUUUUUGGUGAUUCUGAGGCACUGUCAGACCCAGAAGUGAUCUGGUGAGGGUGCCAUGUCCCUUCCCCCUUAACCUUGAGCUGAAAAUAUUCUUCACCAAGUACAAAUGGUCCCUUGUGGUCACCUAACUUUCCACAAGAGUUUAGGUUUCCAUGGUGAUGCAUCAGGUUGCUGAAGCAGAGACACAGGUGAUAGAGAAGCGGCUUUUAAUUGGCGAAUAAUUGGCUAGAAGCUUUAUGUCUCGAAAACUGGCCAUUCUCUUUUGAACGUCUUUAUAAAUGUCCAAUUGGGAUGAAGCAGGGACCUGUGGCAUCCCAAGGGCCAGUCAGGAAGUUCAUAAUUCUCAAGGAGACCAAGAAACCCCAAAUAGUAGGAAACCAAAAGAACUGGGAGAGGCAGUAGGAUCUUGUGAUGGCUGCUUCGGAGACUGCGUCUGAUGGCUUCCUCAGGGACCGCACUUCCGUUCAGUCUUAAACUUCACCCUCCCUUGCUCCCUUGGAGGCCAAGUGAGAGGAGUCCAUUUUGCCCAGCCCCCUGGCCUCAUGCAGCCGUUCAACGUCCCUAUUCAGAUCACACUUCAGGGCAGCCGGAGGCGCCAGGGAAGGUCAGCCUUCUCUUCUUCUGAUGGGAGGAAAAACAAAGACUAUGGUGAUGGAAAAUCAAUCCAAGAUGUGCCAAAAAAGCUCCCCUCCACUGCAGGAGAAGAUCGAGCGAUUCUCUUGGGCUUUGCAAUGAUGGGUUUCUCUGUCCUUAUGUUUUUUCUGCUCGGAGUCACCAUUCUAAAACCUUUCAUGCUCAGCACACAGCGAGAAGAGGCAAACUGCACCAUUAUGGACACACAUGUGAAGGACGACUGGCUGGAUUGUUCGUUCACCUGUGGGGUUGACUGUCGGGGCCAGGGAAAGUACCCUUGUCUUCAGGUGUCUGUAAACCUCUCCCAUUCGGGCCAGAAAGCUUUCCUGCACUAUAAUGAAGAAGCUGUUCAGAUAAACCCAGAGUGCUUUUACACACCAAAGUGCCAUCGAGACAGGAACGAUCUACUCAACAGCGCUCUGGACAUCAAGGAGUUCUUCGAUCACAAAAACGGGACCCCUUUCUCUUGCUUCUACAGCCCAGACAGCAAACCAGAGGAUGUGGUCCUGAUAAAAAAGUAUGAUCAAAUGGUUAUCUUCCACUGCUUGUUUUGGCCAUCAUUGACUCUGUUGGGCGGCAUAUUGAUUGUGGGGAUGGUAAAAUUAACCCAACACUUGUCGGUGUUGUGUGAAGAAUACAACCAUGUGGGGAGGGAGGAUGUUGGCAACAUAGCUUUCCAGAGAGAACUGCAACAAUAUAAACUCUGGAGGAAGGGGAGAGAGAAAGAAAUAAGUCAAAGGUUUUUAAGAUGGCAGCCCAGUUAAAAAAAAGUCUACUAUUCCUUUUACAUUAUUUAUUUAGUCACUGAUUGUCUGCUUGCAAACUAACUCUGCAGAAGGUAAUUCUGACAUUGUUACAUGGUAUUUCUCAUGUGAAAAACAAAAAGGACCAUGCUAUUUUGUUAAAUUUCUUUUAAAUGCUAAAUUUUUUAACAAUAAAAAAUACACCAGUUCUUUUC
Molecule: messenger RNA, 1631 nt
Organism: Sarcophilus harrisii (Tasmanian devil)
Lineage: Eukaryota; Metazoa; Chordata; Mammalia; Dasyuromorphia; Dasyuridae
Gene: KCNMB3
Product: potassium calcium-activated channel subfamily M regulatory beta subunit 3
Exons: 4
Coding region: 583-1437 (284 amino acids)
Biological process (GO): potassium ion transport; detection of calcium ion
Cellular component (GO): membrane; voltage-gated potassium channel complex
Molecular function (GO): potassium channel regulator activity; calcium-activated potassium channel activity
Source: RefSeq, a predicted model, not a curated record